Aphanomyces invadans is the source of this 573-nucleotide messenger RNA. RefSeq lists its product as hypothetical. Bases 1 to 573 code for a protein of 190 amino acids. The record is from RefSeq and is a predicted model, not a curated record. NCBI's taxonomy places the organism in Eukaryota, Oomycota, Saprolegniomycetes, Saprolegniales, Verrucalvaceae. The transcript is spliced from 7 exons.
AUGGACCCGUACAAGCUGCUAAACGUGGCUCGGAAUGCGACGCAAAAGGACAUUAGGAAAGCAUACCUGAAGCUCGCCAAGCAGCUCCAUCCGGACGUCACUGGAAAUGACCAGGAAAAAGCCGCGCUGUUUAAGCAAGUCAAUGAGGCGCACGCCCUGCUGUCUGACGCCGGCGCCCGAGCUGGAAAGUUCCAUCGCCAAAUUGCGGCGGCAAGAAUGUUGUGGCUCAACGAGACAGAGUACUCACCGCGCAGCCGCACUCGACAUGGCACCGCCCAAGAUGCAGACAACCCGAUGUACGGGAUCAAUCACGACGUGUGGUACGCGCACCACUACGGCAUCCACGCGCAACGAUCUGCGCGAUGGACGUCGAUGCGAAACCAAGGAUACGGCAUGCACGUUGCCCACGAAAUGUACGAGAACGAAAUGCAACGAAUCAAACGACAAGAAGAGACGCACAAGAUCAAGAACGGGUACUUCCUCCGCCAGGAAGCCAGGGAACGGAAGCGGGCGGCGGAGACCAAGCCACCGCCGCCUCCUAGCAAGGACGACGAGAGCUGCUGCAUUUCAUAG